AUGAGGAUACUUGUGGUGUUUGUCUUGUCCGUGUUGGGCUGCCAUACAGCUGAAGGACUAAACGUUACCAAAUGUGAUUUACUGAAGGCGUUUGAGAGGGUAGAUCUGAGUCAGAACAUAGCAGCCAAGGUCUACUCUCCCCUGCCUUCAGUUAUCUGUCACGCUGAGAAGGAGUCAGGUUUGAACACCAGAGCUCUGAAUCAGCUGACUCCCCCAGAUAAGGAAGUCCCAACAACGCUCUACGGACUGUUCCAGCUCAGCAACCGUGUGGUCUGCAGCGACGGCACGUCCUCCACACUCGACAUCUGUGGGAUGGCGUGCAAAGACUUGGUGGAUGACAACAUCGACGACGACAUCGACUGCGUGUUAAAGAUCCUAAAAACUCUUCUUGACAGUAAAGACAUAUGGGGAGUGCCCCAGGAGCUUCAAGAAAUGAUCAAGGAAAUCUUUCGGAUGAAGUGCAGAGUUAGAGAAGCCAACUACUUCUCUGAAUGUAAUGAAGUGCCAAAACUAUCACAGGACGGAUUGUCCUUCUCUCACAUGAGCGGUGAUUUAUGACCAUAACAAAGUGAAGCA
This is a messenger RNA of Centropristis striata (black sea bass), 576 nucleotides long. Its product is annotated as lysozyme C, milk isozyme. The transcript is spliced from 5 exons. The coding region runs from base 1 to 558 and encodes 185 amino acids. The record is from RefSeq and is a predicted model, not a curated record. Lineage: Eukaryota; Metazoa; Chordata; Actinopteri; Perciformes; Serranidae.